Mercurialis annua (annual mercury) is the source of this 1479-nucleotide messenger RNA. RefSeq names its product cytochrome b561 and DOMON domain-containing protein At3g25290-like. The record is from RefSeq and is a predicted model, not a curated record. Lineage: Eukaryota; Viridiplantae; Streptophyta; Magnoliopsida; Malpighiales; Euphorbiaceae. The transcript is spliced from 3 exons. Bases 44 to 1309 code for a protein of 421 amino acids.
CAAUUUUAAAUACAACAAACAUUAAUUCAAUGCCUAAAAAAUAAUGUCUUCCACUCCCAUCUUCACCAUACUCUUAUUUUUCUUAGCCUUUUUAGUUACUACUGCCCAUUUCAAUACAUGCAGCGAGCCUUUCUUUUUGUUCGUAACCCACCAAAAAAAACUCACAUUCUGCAAAAAACUCACCACUCUCGGCGCCGAAUUCGGCUGGUCAAUCAACAAAACCGACGACGACCACCACCGCAUCGACAUGAUCUUCGGCGCUAAACUCAACCGCGAGUCAGGGUGGCUAGCCUGGGGCGUCAACCCAGACAAAAUGCCGCAAAUGGUCGGAACCAGAGCUAUCAUCGGUAUCAGACAUGAAAAUGGGUCGUCAUUCACUAACACUUACAAUAUCACAAGCGAUACGAAGUUAAAGUGCAAGCUAACGCCGACGGAGUUAUUUGCUUCCGACGAUGGCGGUGGUGAUCGGAAUGAAGUGAAGUUUCGAAACGUAUCAAUGGAAUAUUUUGGUGAUUUGAGCUAUUUUACGAUACAGGCGAGUGUUGUUCUUCCGGUUGCGGCGUAUAAUGUUACUAGGGUGAACCAUGUUUGGCAAGUUGGGUAUGAACUAGACGGGGUUAAUCCGAAGAACCAUCCGACUGCUCUUCAGAAUGAUGAUAGUUCUGAGACGAUUAAUCUUACUACUGAGAAUGAGGCUCGCCAUGUCGGCGAACACCGCCGAUUCUUGCGAAUGGUACAUGGUAUUGUUAACAUUAUGGGAUGGGGAUUUUUCAUGCCUAUUGGUGUAAUAAUAGCAAGAUACUCAAAAUAUCCAUUGGGAAUAAAAAAGAGAUGGUUUGGGCUUCAUGUCUCCUGCCAAAUGAUAGGAUACAUUCUUGGAACUACUGGCUGGGUCAUCGGCCUGUCCCUUGGAACUGCUUCCAAGUUCUAUAUCUUUAGAACUCACCGCCUUUAUGCCAUGUUCAUUUUCUCUUUCACAACCUUACAAAUGUUAGCGUUACGCUUAAAACCGGAGAAAAACGACGAGUAUAGGAAGCAUUGGAACAUGUAUCAUCAUUUUCUGGGGUAUGCAUUGCUUGGUGUGAUCUCAAUAAAUAUAUUCAACGGAAUUGACAUAUUGAAACCAGACAUGACAUGGAAAUGGAUUUACACUGGAAUUCUUAUAGCCUUUGCAGCCAUUGUUGCAGCUCUUGAGAUCUUUACUUGGACCAAAUUUAAAACUUCUGUUAAACCAACUGCUCCUGCACCACAACAAGGACCUGGUUCUACUACUACUACUCUAUGCCCUCCAUCAAAGAGAAAUUGUUAGGUGAACCAAGUCCACCACGUAGGAUUAUGAACCAUCCAUUUAAUACGUGUUAGGGACAAAAUCAUUCUUUAGUUUUAUUUAUUUUUUAAUAGUUCCUUUUCUUUACAUACCUUGCUUCUUUUUCUCCAUAUUUUUGUUGAUGGGUAAUUGAUUAAUGGGGUUAUUGUACU